AUGUUUACAUGCAUCCGGCUGUCUGACUUCCGGAUCCAAUAUGGCGGCUUUGAUGACGACAGAGAUAUCCGGGAUGACGCCAUAGAUCACGGAAGACCUUCUUUGUUCUACGCAGCAGAAAAGGGCCUGCCUUCACUCUGCGUUGGCUGUGGGCUUCAGAUCCGCGACCGAUUUGUGUUGAGUGUGUUUCCUGACAUGCGUUGGCACGUGGCAUGUCUGAAGUGCGUAGAGUGCCAGCAAAACCUGGACGAGUCUCACACCUGCUUCGUUAAAGAUGGAAAGCCGCUGUGUAAAAGCGAUUACAUCAGAUUAUACACCACCAAAUGUGCGAAAUGUCUAAAGCCCUUCAGCAGUCGUGAUUACGUCCUGCGUGCAGGAGUUAAAGUCUAUCACGUGCACUGUUUCCGGUGUGAACGCUGUGACCGGCAGCUGCUGCCCGGAGAUGAGUUUACCAUCCAAGAUGGUUUUCUACACUGCACUGGUCAUCAAAACUCCAAUCACAGUUUAAUAACAUUUACACAUGACUCAGCACAUAUGCCUGACCUGGAUAGGUGUGAUGAAGUCACAGACAUUUCCCAGUCAGGUGAAGAAUUUGACUCGGGCUGGCCCGUUGCACCAAUCAAGCCUGAGAAGACCGCACGUGUAAGGACAGCACUCAGCCAGUCUCAGCUCCAUGUCCUGCGCACGUGCUAUAGCGCAAACCCGCGUCCGGACGCUAUGGUGAAGGAACAGCUGAUGGAGCUGACGGGCUUGAGUUCACGUGUUAUUCGCGUCUGGUUUCAGAACAAACGAUGCAAAGACAAGAAGAAGGGCAUCCUGGAGAGACAGAUGCAGCACAAGAGCAGAGAAAAGAUCGCUAUGGCAGAUGAUCCGUUGUUGGCCAUCACUCCUGAGAUCCUGGAAUUAGACUCACUGAUGCAUCCUCUGGACCUGCAGAGUUUCCAGCCAUCUUGGAAGCUCCUAAUGAGUCUCUUGCAUUCAGACAAUGAUCACACAUUUGAUCAAGAACCGGUGGCUCUCACCCAACUACAUCAACCCUAACUUUCACCGCCAGUGAACACUAAAGAGAGUGAAGUGCAUAAGUAGGAUAGAAAUGUGAACUAGUGUUGUUGUUUUUUUACAUAUUCAGGAUUGUAUUUAUUUAUUUAAAGUGAUUUAAAUUUUCCAUGGGUUAAAAAGAAAGAAAACGAACGUAAAAUCAUAUUGUAAAUAAUAAUGAUGUAGAAAUGUCUUAAGA
Molecule: messenger RNA, 1237 nt
Organism: Silurus meridionalis
Lineage: Eukaryota; Metazoa; Chordata; Actinopteri; Siluriformes; Siluridae
Product: insulin gene enhancer protein ISL-1-like
Exons: 5
Coding region: 1-1041 (346 amino acids)
Biological process (GO): axonogenesis; positive regulation of transcription by RNA polymerase II; neuron fate specification
Cellular component (GO): nucleus
Molecular function (GO): DNA-binding transcription factor activity, RNA polymerase II-specific; cis-regulatory region sequence-specific DNA binding
Source: RefSeq, a predicted model, not a curated record